GGGAGGGGCGCGGCCAGGCGGCGGCACGGGGCCGCCAUGUCGGGAGCGGCGCUGGGCAAGGUGGCGGCGGCGGCGCGGCCGCGGCGGAAGGUGCUGAGCGCGGAGGAGGCGGAGCUGUUCGAGCUGGCGCAGGCGGCGGGCAGCGGGCUGGACCCGGAGGUGUUCAAGGUGCUGCUGGACCUGCUGCGCAUGAACGUGGCGCCGCUCGCCGUCUUCCAGGUGCUCAAGUCCAUGUGCGCCGGGCAGCGGCUGCCGGCGGGCAACGAGAGCGGAGCCCCCGCCGCGCCGGCGCCGCUCCCCGCCGACAGCCGAGUGUUUCAGGGCGAAAACUUCACUGUAGCUGAUGAGUAUAUGUUGACCCGUGAAGAAUUCUGUAGUAAAACUGAAAAAGAAAACUUUUGCCAGCAGCCACUGUGUUGGGAACACAGAACGAUGGAAAAAAGAAAACCUUGGCUGUCAGCGCCUGCGUACCUGAUGGUGCGUCCUACAGAGAGCGGAUCUGAAAGGCAAGAUUCACUUGAAUAUCUUCAAGCAGUCGGUUUCAGGGUAUCUGCAGAGAAUGCUGGCCUUGGAUUUUCACUGAGCUGGUGCUUAGUACUGGUGGUAGAGGAGAAAUUUGGCCUCCUUUCCCAACACAUUCAUCCCUGGCCCAAUGCUGAUGGGCAGUGCUGUGCUUCUUUGCCAGAAGGUUUGGUCUUCCCAGUUGUGUCAGGUGUGUUUUUUAUUUUAUUUAAUUUUCUGGAAGAUUUUGCUGCAUUAGGGCUCAUAGCAGUAGCUGACUUUAAAUGAAGAUUUCUUGUUUUAGUUUAUCAGCCUAAGUGACUUUGUCAUCACCCAGCACCUCCUGAUGAUGAACAGCAGCUAAUGCCCUUGUGAAUAAAUUCACCACUGAAAGCCAGAUCUCUGGAAAUUCUUUGGGCAGAACUUUACAUCUGAUAGUGUUUUAUCACAAUCUUAGUCCUGCAUCCUCACUUCUUUGAGUAUAAGAUGUGCCAGUGAGAUCUCAUUAACAUUGAGAAGAGCGUGUGUUUUUUUUUUUUUUUUCUAGACCUCCUUGUGAAGAUUUAUUUCUGUACCCUCUCAGAUGGGAGAUGUUUGUGCUUGCAGUGACUCAGUCAAGGAGGGGCUGUGUUAGUGGAGUGCCUAGCCUGACCGAAGAUGGUCCUCAAGUGCAAGCUAACAGUCUUGUGCCACCUUAACUGCAAUUUUGUACAAUUCUGGCUAUCUUAUGUCUGAUACCACAGUGCAGUGUAGGCACCUGGAGCAAUGUGCAUGGAGUGUUGGAGGAAGAUGUGUGGGGUUCGCGGUCGAAGGUCAUGAAAACAGACUUCCAGAGAGAGGCCUCAGUUUGUGGGAACUGGUAAUGCAGUAAAGCAGAGCUGGACCAUCAGUGCCAGCCUUGUCUGUGUUUCCCUUGAUCACAUGAGGCUGUGUUAGGAUUUCAACUAUCUGCAUGUCAAGGCAGCAGCUUGUUUUACUGAAGCUCUUAGAGGAAAGGGUGUUGCUGACAUACAAAUCCCUUUAAAAUCAAUGUAUCUUCAGGCUAAUUUUCUCUCCUUAAAUUGGAGAAGCAAGUAGUUAGCUCAAACUGAAGAGGAGGAGGAAUCAGGCUUCCUCAUUCAUUGAACUUUCUGGUUCUGAACACAGUCCAUCAUCAAUGCCUCAGUUCAGGAGUUGGGGAGCUGCCGUGGGGAAGGGGAACCAAAGCUGUAUCUGCUGUUGGCCCUGCCAUCUCUUGUUGGAAGAUGCUGCUUAUUUUUAAGAAGAGGAUGGCGUGGCUUCUGCACAGGACAAGGCGUUUGGAGAUGGGAGAUGCCUCUUCUGCAUAGCUGGGACUUGUCUGCUGACGUAGCCAGAGCUCCUUGCGCUGAUGCAGAGAACAGCAAUUGUU
Molecule: messenger RNA, 1891 nt
Organism: Cygnus olor (mute swan)
Lineage: Eukaryota; Metazoa; Chordata; Aves; Anseriformes; Anatidae
Product: mitotic-spindle organizing protein 2B-like
Exons: 6
Coding region: 37-789 (250 amino acids)
Cellular component (GO): centrosome; spindle
Source: RefSeq, a predicted model, not a curated record